Ochlerotatus camptorhynchus is the source of this 2419-nucleotide messenger RNA. Its product is annotated as fidgetin-like protein 1. Gene Ontology annotation, molecular function: ATP hydrolysis activity; microtubule severing ATPase activity; ATP binding. The record is from RefSeq and is a predicted model, not a curated record. The transcript is spliced from 3 exons. Lineage: Eukaryota; Metazoa; Arthropoda; Insecta; Diptera; Culicidae. Bases 109 to 1986 code for a protein of 625 amino acids.
UCAAAACAUAAAACAGCAAGGCGCGCAAAGCCUUCACAGUUUUGAAUGAUUUUAUUAAUGUAAAAAAAUAGCUUGUUUCUAUUAUAAAACCUGAUUACCAUUUUUGAUAUGGACAAUUUGGCAAAACGAGAAUCUCAUGUGUAUAGAAUCUUCCAAACUCUUGAAGAAGCUCAAAACAUAGAGGAUCCUUUCGUAAAAGUCGAUAUCUUACGAAAUGUGACAUCGCAACUGUUUGCUGAAGCUCUGGAAAGCAACGAUGAAAAAUUUGCAUGUUCGUUGCUUCAGUCGCAUUUGGAUGACUAUCAGGACGCGGUGAUUGAUCCGGAUUCAGUUAACAAUUACUGCGAUGAGGUGAUGCAACUUCUGGUCACUCAACAGGACGAAGAUGCUGAGGAAGAUGUGGAAAUAACGGAAAUUGCUUUAGACGACCCAUUAUUUUACUUGACGCGGGAACGAUCGUGCAGGGGUCGAUUUGAAGAUUGCACCAGUUGGGAGUUGAAUGAUCCGACGGUUAAAUCUAUUUUCGCUGAUAGUGAUAAUGUUCUACGACCGUCAUGCAAGCAAAAGAUGGAAACCAACAGAGAGGCUGUAACUAAUCCAGUGAAAUUUGAGCCAUGCAAAGAAAGCCCGACAAAUCUUCUCGGAAACAACCGGGUUGGUUCGGUGGCUUUGGAAGAAAUAUCUCGUAGGGUAUUCGCUCCACCUUCGAGAGGCUUUACUCCGAAAGUGCCAACAACGUCAAAAAGUUAUAACUGUACCGAUUCUGUUACUGAAACAGCAAGAAGGUGUGAUAAUUCGAUAGCAGAAGGAAAUAAGCCUGAAGGAAGCAAUUUUCGAACCGCUAAAGAUGAAUUGCAGAUUCAGAAUAUUAAGAAAUAUGGCAACGCCAAUCCGCCAGGACAAACGCCGUUGUUCUCUUAUGGCAAAAAGUCUCUCGGAGGGCGCCGUACGCUGGGGAGUAAAUUUGUGUGUCCAGUUCGCAACGAUGGUCCAGACGGAACGAGUAAGCCCGUGACCAAUUCACCGAGUUCAUCUCACCACAGUCAAGAAGACAGUCAGGACGAAGAGAUAGACGAACGCCUACGUCACAUAGAUCCUAAAAUGGUCGAGCUUAUCCGCAGCGAAAUAAUGGAUCGAUUUUCUCCUCUAACCUGGGAAGACAUAGCAGGACUAGACUAUGCUAAAACGAUCAUUCAAGAAGCGAUCGUCUGGCCUAUUCUGCGACCGGAUAUCUUCACUGGAUUGCGCAAACCUCCAAGAGGAAUCCUCCUGUUUGGUCCACCAGGAACGGGAAAAACUUUGAUAGGAAAAUGCAUUGCGUCGCAAUCGAAAUCGACCUUCUUUAGCAUUAGUGCUUCCUCCCUGACGUCCAAGUGGAUUGGGGAUGGCGAGAAAAUGGUGCGAGCUCUUUUCGCGGUGGCCUCGGUGCAUCAACCUGCGGUUGUUUUCAUUGAUGAAAUUGAUUCCCUUCUAUGCCAACGGUCGGAAACGGAACAUGAAAGUUCACGGAGACUGAAAACGGAAUUUCUUGUCCAGCUGGACGGAGCAGCCACGGCAGAUGAUGAACGGAUUCUCAUCGUUGGUGCCACAAAUCGUCCUCAAGAGCUGGACGAAGCUGCCCGUCGGCGGCUUGUUAAACGUUUGUACAUUCCAUUGCCUGAACUACGCGCUCGAAUGCAGAUUCUAGCCCGCUUGUUAGCGAACGAAAAAAAUUCACUUUCUUCCGAGGAAAUUACCGAGAUCGGUCAACUUACGGAUGGGUUUUCCGGUGCAGACAUGAAAGUGCUGUGCCACGAAGCGUCCAUGGGACCGAUCCGAUCCAUUCCGUUCGAUCAGCUUGGCCAAAUUGAGAAGGAAGAUGUGAGACCGGUUUGUCAUGAAGAUUUCAAGGCGGCGCUGGGACGAGUUCGGGCCAGUGUUUCACCGAACGAUCUGACGCAGUACGUGAAGUGGGACCGACUAUAUGGAUCGGGGGCUUCAUGCUAAUUCCUGCUACAGGUAAUUGCGGUGGAGGCCAUUUCAUGUGUUCUGUUGAAUAAAUAUUGUUACCUACGUAGCGAUAUUUCGUACCGAUGACUUCCUUCCAGAUACACUGCUCCCUUUUUAUGCGCCGUUUGAUUUCUGGAGUUAUUCAGGGAGUGCAAGACAUAUUAGUUUAGAAUUAUCGCACCAAUAGGUGCUAAUGUGCAUGAGAACUUCCUCUAUACUAUGCAUCUUGAACUCAUCAGCAUCUAGAAUGUUUCCGUCUAUAGCAAAGUUCUUAUUGGUAUUUUUGAUAUGAGAAUUGCAUGUGGAUACCGGAAAUCAAUGCCUAGAAUUCAAUAUGGCGAUUUCCGGUUUCCAAAAAUGUGUCAGAUCCAUAAAAAAUAUGAAUAUAUUUGGAACAGAAAUGAUUUAUUGAGGUCGAAGCUCAACUAUA